Molecule: messenger RNA, 1551 nt
Organism: Camelina sativa (false flax)
Lineage: Eukaryota; Viridiplantae; Streptophyta; Magnoliopsida; Brassicales; Brassicaceae
Source: RefSeq, a predicted model, not a curated record
AUGGAGGUAUACAUAGACAACAUGCUCGUCAAGUCACAACAAGCCAGCGAUCACAUAACCCAUCUCCGGCAAUGCUUCAACACUCUGAAUAAGUACGAAAUGAAGUUAAACCUAGCCAAAUGCACCUUCGUAGUCAAAUCAGGGGAGUUCUUGGGAUACCUAGUAACUCGGCGAGGCAUUGAAGCGAAUCCGAAGCACGUCAAGGCGAUCAUUGACCUACCUUCCCCAAAAAGUGCCAGAGAGGUUCAGCGACUAACCGGACGGAUCGCCGCCCUAUAUCGCUUUAUAUCAAUGUUGACGGAUAAAUGCUUGCCCUUCUACCAGCUCCUCAAAACCAAAGGGAAAUUCGAGUGGAAUGAGGCCUGCCACGACGCGUUCGGUAAACUGAAGAAUCAUUUGUCAAGACCCUCAGUGCUUGCAAAACCAGAGCUUGGCAAAGUUCUAUUCCUUUCCAUCACGUCACACACUAUCGACGUCCUAUCUAACCAGCCGUUACGGUCUAUAUUUCACAGUCCGAACCAAUCCGGACGACUAACAAAAUGGGCAAUCGAGCUCAGCGAAUAUGAUUUCGAGUUCCGCACCCGCCCAGCCGCCAAGUCUCAAGUAUUGGCCGACUUCUUAAUCGAACUACCUUUGGAAGGUGCCGAGCCAACAUCCUCCGAUCCGACAGAUGGACUGUGGACUCUGCAUGUCGACGGAGCAUCUUCUCAUUUAGGGUCCGGCGUAGGAAUUCGAUUAACAUCUCCAACCGGGGAGAUUUUAGAACUGUCCUUUCGCCUCCGGUUCCAGGCAACUCAUAAUGUCGCCGAGUGCGAAGCACUCAUUGCCGGACUCAGGCUCGCCAACGGAAUGAAAAUCAAACGGGUACGAGCCUUCUGCGACUCUCAACUUGUCGCUAAUCAAUUCAGUGGCGAGUACAAUACUAAAACCGAACCAAUGGCCGCCUACCUCGACGUCUUCAGGGUCUUAUCCAAACGUUUCGACGAGUUUGAACUUGUCAAAAUCCCUUCAGGGGACAACGCUCAGGCCGAUGCCUUAGCAGCGCUCGCUUCAACGUCAGUCCCUGACCUUCGACGAAUUAUCCUGUUCAACCCUCCUUCAGAUAAUGACAAAACAGACUGGCGGGUCGAGAUUCACGCAUAUGUCGCCGAUGGUGACGUACCAACGGAUAAAUGGUUGAAGCGAAGAUUAAAAGCAAAGGCUGUCCACUACACCCUAAUGAAAGAACAUCUGCUACGAUGGACCGCAUCAGGUGCCCUGCUGUUAUGUCUACAUGGCGACGAUUUGAAACGAGUAAUGAUGGAAACUCACGAGGGCGCUGGCGGGAACCACUCCGGAGGACGAGCCUUAGCAUUACGAAUCAAGAAGCAGGGUCACUACUGGCCAACAAUGAUAUCCGACUGCGAGCAGUUCAUCGCCAAGUGUGAGAAGUGCCAACGUCAUGCUCGAAUCAUCCACCAGCCAACUGAACUGCUACGAGCCGGCAUAGUUCCAUACCCCUUUAUGCGUUGGGCAAUGGAUAUUAUCGGUCCGCUACCCGCAUUGAGAUAG